GGUGUAUGUGAAGAAGUGACGUUAAUUUAGCGCGUUACAGCUACAACACAGAAGGUGUCCCCAACUCUAAUCAAGGGAACAACUGAACAAUGAAAAACUAUAAAAUUCCCUGACGUAAGUUUGCGCCGGCUCGCUUGAACAUCACAACUUCUUAUCCUAGGGAACUUCGGCAUUGCUGCAAAGAUGCAACAGUUUGAUAGACUCAAUUUCUUAUGAGCUGGCUACUUCCGUCCCUUCGAUUUAACAAUGGACACAUCUAACUCGGGAGAUAUCUCCUGGACCUCUAUUCCGACUCACCUACUCCUUGCUGAGCUAUCAAAAAGACAGCAUGGAAGUUCCUCAUCCGAUGCCGAAAAGCCAGCUUGUGGAUCGGGCGAGCGAGGCGCAUACAAUACCGCGCUUCAUGUCUUCGCUUUAUUCCUAAUACUUACACUAAGCACGCUCGCUUGCGGUUUUCCCCUCUUCUCCCGCCAGUCCUCUAAGAGUCGCCGAGCCAAUACGAUCGUAUUCCUCAGCCAACACUUUGGCACAGGCGUCCUACUCGCAACCGCCUUUGUUCACCUUCUUCCGACUGCUUUCCUAUCUUUGACCGACCCCUGUCUCCCCUAUGCGUUCAGCGAGGGAUACCAACCCAUGGCGGGGUUGGUAGCUAUGGUAUCAGUUCUGGUUGUUGUGGCGUUGGAAUCAUACCUGACGACUAGGGGUGCUGGCCAUUCGCAUGGCCACGCGUGGGAUGUGGAUGAUGAUGAACCGCAGGAAGAGGACAAGAAUACCGCGACUAAUGGUGGAUUGUCUGCAAGAAGAGUUGCGAGCCACAGGCCGACGGAUAUUGCGCUCGGUGAUGUGAGCUCCAGUAGGGGUCUAAUGGCAGAUGUUUCCCCACUCCCAGAAUCCACGCCGAUCGUCGUAUCGCCGCCGAAUAAGAAACAUUUCAACAACAACGAUGACGGAGAGAACGAUUCGGACGAUAACGAUGACGAAGAUCUCGACCUUAAUCUCAAUGAGCUCGACCCCACUGCGGAAGACGACGCACAGCCUCUUGCCCAUCAUAACGGAGGCAACCAUAGGAGGCGGCAUUCUGAAUCUGCCAUUUCUCAAAGCCCGCUAACACCCGAAGAGCAGAAAAGACUAAUGCUCCAGUGCAUGUUACUAGAGGCCGGAAUCCUAUUUCAUAGUGUCUUUAUCGGUAUGGCUGUGUCUGUUGCUACAGGACCCCCCUUCGUGGUGUUCCUGAUCGCCAUCGCAUUCCACCAGACCUUUGAAGGCCUCGCCCUCGGAUCUCGUAUAGCCGCGAUUCAAUUCCCCCGGUCGUCCCUACGUCCCUGGCUAAUGGUUUUGGCGUAUGGGCUUACUACUCCCAUCGGCCAGGCUAUCGGGCUUGCCGUACAUAGGUUGUACGACCCGCGUAGCCAGACAGGUUUGCUCAUGGUCGGCUUUAUGAACGCCAUCUCGAGCGGCCUUCUGCUAUUUGCGGGCUUGGUGCAGCUGCUUUCCGAGGACUUUCUCACCGAGAAAAGUUAUAAGACGCUGAAAGGGAAGAAGAGAAGAAAUGCUGGCUUGGCUGUGCUGGCGGGUGCUACACUUAUGGCUCUCGUUGGUGCUUUUGCGUAAAUCUAAUUGAUAGAUUCCUGAUUGUAAAAUUUUGGCGUUUCCGGAUAGGGGCUAUCUAAAACAAGGAAUGAUAUAGAUGGCUACUAGGUAGAUGAUAUCUUGCUACUUCGAUCAAGGGUUAAGUCUAAUUCUGGACUCGCCACGGUUACAUGAAAAAAAUAUAUACUUGGAGCUAAUGUCAAAAAGUUGUCUUUCACUCGUCUGUUCUUUUUUAUACAUAUGAAUCCCGAAAUAUAUUCUACUAAUCUCAAGCACUUCAGACUGCUUUAGGUACCGCGGUUGCCCAAGGGUAGGUCGUCGACAUCGGGGAACCGUAGCUACCCAGGUCAUCGUAGUCCUUGGUGAUAGUC
Daldinia vernicosa is the source of this 1961-nucleotide messenger RNA. RefSeq names its product Zinc/iron permease. Gene Ontology annotation, cellular component: plasma membrane. The coding region runs from base 247 to 1611 and encodes 454 amino acids. Lineage: Eukaryota; Fungi; Ascomycota; Sordariomycetes; Xylariales; Hypoxylaceae. Gene Ontology annotation, molecular function: zinc ion transmembrane transporter activity. The record is from RefSeq and is a predicted model, not a curated record. The transcript is spliced from 3 exons. Gene Ontology annotation, biological process: zinc ion transmembrane transport.